This is a messenger RNA of Poecilia latipinna (sailfin molly), 1392 nucleotides long. RefSeq names its product neprilysin-like. The record is from RefSeq and is a predicted model, not a curated record. Gene Ontology annotation, biological process: protein processing; amyloid-beta clearance. The transcript has 4 exons. The coding region runs from base 658 to 1101 and encodes 147 amino acids. Lineage: Eukaryota; Metazoa; Chordata; Actinopteri; Cyprinodontiformes; Poeciliidae. Gene Ontology annotation, molecular function: metalloendopeptidase activity. Gene Ontology annotation, cellular component: plasma membrane.
GCAGAGAGGCUCGCCCAGGGCAAGGACUGCCAGUCUAUAUGGUACCGUGUUGCUAAACUCAUCUAUUAGAGCUCUGUGUGAGAGUAGCUGAGUGUGGAGCACGUCUUUCCAUCCCGCCGCCGAGCUGAACCUGCGCCCUGAAACCACAAAGGCGCAACUUAUCGCCGCGGAGCCGCUUGACAGGGUCGCUCUCUGGCAUCGCACCGACACAUCGAGGUUCCGAGGGAACAGAGGGAACUUCGGAAACCUUUACACUUUGCCUAAGCUGUCCGUCACGGGCUUUAUGAAUAUGGGACCCCUCUUCCUCUCCACCCGUGUGUGUGUGGAUCUCACACUUGAGCGGCUGCGCUGCGCCACGCUGCUGAUGGAUCAUUCUCCGUCAGCGAUCCUCUCUGGGUAGAUAGAUGCACGGUGCGGCUUUGGUACUUGUGGAAAGGGGAUCCGUGUUCGCGUCCGUCUGAAUAUGCACUUCUAGAACAAAGAGCUGAAGGUAGAAGGAGGAGGAGGAGGAGAAGAAGAAGAAGCGGAGGGAGGCGUGAACGGCUCGCGUCUGCCGCAAAUCCAGGGUUUUUAAGCAGAGGGCUCAUCAGUGGCGGACUGUUCAGCAUUCUUUGCGCUCCCUUUGAGGAUUUGAUGGAUAUCUGAUCAGUGGAUGUGAUGCCCAUAUAUAUCAUCGACCGAAAAUUUCCUGACAUAUCUGGUGAGUUGUUACAGCCGGCUGGUGAAAGAGGAGACCUGAGCAUGACGGAGACCAGUACCCCAAAAUCGGCAAAGAAGCCCCAUUGGACCUCUCUGGAAAUCGGCCUCAUUACUGUCGUCUCUCUGCUGUUCAUCGUCAUUGUUGCCCUCGUCAUCCUGUUUGCCACCCAGAAGACUGAUGAAAUCUGCACCACAGCUGACUGCACGCAGUCAGCGUCUCGCCUCAUUGAGAACAUGGAUGCUACGGUGGAUCCUUGUGACAACUUCUAUCAAUACGCCUGUGGAGGAUGGCUGAAAAAGAACAUCAUCCCAGAGACCAGCUCCAGAUACAGCACGUUCGACAUAUUACGGGACGACUUGGAGGUCAUCCUCAAAGGUCUGGAACCAGCAUGGAUUGAUUGAGAUAAAAACAACUUGGUGACGGUAUUUGAAAAGGUUUUCACUGAGGCUUUUUUUUGUUGUUGUUGUUGUUGUUGACGAUUAGGAGUUAGGAAAUAACCCAUGUAAAACUCGGCUUCAUUAAGAGAGGUAUAUCUGAAGCAUUAUUCUCUUUGUGAGUUUUGUGACCUACACAAUCGUGGGGGAAGAGUGCUUCUGCAUCGACAGUCGUUCACCAAAGAAGCCACUAAGAAGCACGCUGCUUGUAGAGUGAUGUACUCGAGCGUAAUAAAGUUAGAUGGAAGAACAAAAAAA